Molecule: messenger RNA, 534 nt
Organism: Protopolystoma xenopodis
Lineage: Eukaryota; Metazoa; Platyhelminthes; Monogenea; Polystomatidea; Polystomatidae
Source: the annotation of a GenBank genome assembly
AUGGAUAUAUCCUGUUGCCAUCCAGUUGUGGCUCUAGUUGUUGCCAUAAGUUGCCUGUUUUCUGUAUCCGGUAAAGGCAAUCUUUUCACAGGUGACCGUCGCUUGCCUGACUGUUCUGGAGCGUCAGGGCUCCCGUCAAGCCAGACGGUCGCCCUGGAAGACGGUAAGGUUAUCCAAGGGGUUCGUCGCUGCUUCGAAACACCCCUUCUGGUCCCUGUUCACGUCUAUUCGGGCAUUAGGUAUGCAUCACUAGGCGACACUGGCCUGCUUGGAAGCGGCCUUCGUCGUGUGGCACAGCACCGCUUCAGACAGGCUGUGGCUGAGUUCUUGUAUCACGACGAGACUGGUCUUCUGAAUAAAACGCUGCCUGGACCCGUCUGUCCACAACCGGAGUCCAGAAGUUCGAGUACUGUAGACGGACUGUCAGGAGCAACUGGGAGGCAACGGUCCGUCAGUCCACAGGAAGAGAACUGCUUGACGUUAAAUAUAUUCGUGCCGGAAAGGAGUAAGCCUCUGAUGAAUAGAGAUAUUUAA